This is a messenger RNA of Trypanosoma conorhini, 1515 nucleotides long. RefSeq lists its product as uncharacterized. The coding region runs from base 1 to 1515 and encodes 504 amino acids. The record is from RefSeq and is a predicted model, not a curated record. NCBI's taxonomy places the organism in Eukaryota, Euglenozoa, Kinetoplastea, Trypanosomatida, Trypanosomatidae. The transcript has a single exon.
AUGGAGCCCCUGGCGCGACACAACUCCCCGGCCAUGGACGCCAACGGCUGCCGCAACCCACACGGCAGCAGUCGCGUGAAUGCUGCAGGGAACGAGGAAGUGGCGGUGAGGACCAGGCGCGGGGGUCGUCGGGCGCAGCGGCGUGCCACGCAGCAGCAAGUGGCACCCCCCGCCACCGCAACCGCAGCGGCGGGGACGACGUCGAAGGCGAUGGGGACAGUCGUGGUGCCAGUGCGCGGGGAGGCGGCGACGUCGUCUGGAAAUCAGCGCCCGGUGAAGUGCACGGCCGUGCGGCGACGGGCCAAGCCCGCCAACACCACCGUGACAAGGGUGGCAACGGGUGUCUCCCUAGAGGCCCUCCGGGCGAAGCGGAAUGGCACGGCGGCGGAUGGCGCCCCCGGCGGGGACGCGCGGACGAUUGAAGCAGUAAGUCGUAUUCUUCUGAUGUACGCGUCGCGGCAAGCACACGGCGGCAAGGCCAACUUUAACCGGCGCCCGGGCUCCUUUCCGAGUGAAGCCGAUGCGUGCAAGGUCGGUUUGGAGCGGGGCGGCGAUGGCGUGGAGGGGGCGGAGGGGAGCACGCUGGCGACGGCGCCAGGGGCGGCAGAGAAGAACGUUGGGGUUUUCCUGGGGGAUCUGCCGCCCUCCGGCGCCGACGUGGCCGGCACCCGCGACAUUCACGCCUAUGUGAUGUCGCUGGUUUCCUCGGGAGACCUGCCACCCGAAAGCCUAGAGGUAUUGCAUGCCAUGCUGUCUCACACCACACGCGGGGGGAGGGUAGACGCCUUUGCCGCGCCAAGGCGAGGCAGACACGGCAUUCCCCAACCGGGUUUCCCGCCCACAAGGAAGGAUGCACAACAGCCGACGACACAUGCGUUCUCUACGAAUUUCGACUGCCCCGCACAACAGCAACAACAACAUGAAUUGAUAGAACCGACAGAAGAGGAUUUAUUUGGCUAUGGCAGCUAUGCGUCAUGCAAGUAUCCCGCGUAUACGCAUGGCAUGGACUGCGCCCAGGUCGACGUAGCGCCACUUCAUUACCCCGCGGGCCAACCCAGUCUCACAGCCGACGGUGCAUACUUGGGCGAAAAGGCAGCGUCGUAUCCAUUUCUGGGCGAGUACGCUCCGCGUGAGGACCAGGCGCAGCAGCUAUCCACGCAUGCUGGGGCGCUAGACGGCGUAGCAGGGUACGAGGACUAUGCACACUUGUUAGGGACUUCUGGGAGGUGUGAAGUCAACACCAGCAAGCGGGAAGCCACCCGUAAAAGUAACUAUGGCAACGACGACGACGAUGAUGAUGAUGCGGACUUCAAGGCUAUGCUGCAGGAUAUUCGGGAUUUAGCGCAACAGGCAUCGUCGCCUCCACGGCUGGGUGACGCCAAUUCUGCAGGUGCGACGGCUGCGGCGGGGUCGUGGAAUGGGUGCAGCGGCGACUACCCGGACGAAGCCCUGCUUCUCCUCUUCCUUUUCCUCGUUGCCUGCGCCGUGCGUCACGAUCAGCCAGACGGAGCGUGA